AUGUUCUAUCUAUGGUUACUUGCCAUAAAAUUGAUAUGCUUUUUCCCCUUUGCUUAUACAGAACCACUUGAUUAUAGAUAUGCUUGUGUCGACAAAUCUUCUGUUCCUCCCUCAAGCACAUACCAAACCAACCUCAACAAUUUGCUAUCGGUAUUAACAUCAGAUUCUGCUAUCAGCAAUGGUUUUGGUAACAGAACUUCAGGUAAUGAUCUAAAUGAUAUGGUUUAUGGACUAUACUUCUGUCGUGGGGAUGCGAACGCUACCCUUUGCAAUUCAUGCAUUCAAUAUUCCAGCAAAUUGAUAAAGAAGGUAUGCCCGAAUAAUGCAUCAGCUAUUUUUUGGUGUCCCUUUUGUCUUCUGAGGUACUCAAACAAGAAUUUCUUCGGCAAAUUAGCUGUAAGACCGAGGAUUCCUAUGUUUGAUAAAACACAGAAUUUUACUAGUGUCGGUGAAUUUGAUAGUGAUGCAAGGAUUUUGAUGAAUGGUUUGAUACAAAUGGGAUCUCAAACACCUUUAAUGUUCGGUACACAUAUGUUUAACAUAAAUGGUACUCAAAGAAGGUAUGGUUGGGUGCAAUGCAACAGAGAUAUUACUCGAGAGGAAUGUAGAACUUGUUUGAGUAAUAUGCUCGACGAUGUUGAAAAUUGUUGUAUGCAGAAGCGAGUGUGGCGUGUAUUUUCGCCGAGUUGUGUUAUUAUGUAUGAAACUCAGCCAUUCCUUUUGAAAGGUAUACCAGAUGACGCGCUAGGAUCUCAGAAAGCCAAAGAAAGGGGUGAAACAAGGUCAUUGAUUCAAAUAAUAAUCAUUGUUGUAACCGCAACAAUAGCGGUAGCGUUAUUGGCUUUCAGCAGAUACUAUUACAGGAGCUUAGAACGGAAAAAAGAUGAAAAAGAGAUGCAAAUCCUUGAUGCAAUGUUUUCUCAAGAUCAGAGUAACAAUGAGGAGAAUGUGAAUACUGACCUACCUAUGAUGCCUCUAAGUACUAUUCUAAAAAGUACUAAUAAUUUUUCUGAUAAAUGUAAAUUGGGGGAAGGUGGAUUUGGAACUGUCUACAAGGGUGUUUUAGCAGAUGGAAGGGAAAUUGCUGUUAAAAGACUUUCGAAAACUUCGGUACAGGGCGUGGAGGAAUUCAAGAAUGAAGUAAUGCUGAUUGCCAAAUUGCAGCAUCGAAACCUUGUGAGACUAUUGGCUUGCUGCAUUAAGCAAAAUGAAAAGCUUCUUAUCUAUGAAUACUUGCGUAAUUCAAGCCUUGAUUUCCAGUUACGCGAUACUGUAAAGGGUGCACAGUUGGACUGGAAACAACGACUAAACAUUAUUAAUGGAAUUGCUAAAGGGCUUCUGUAUCUUCAUGAGGACUCUAGACUCAGGGUUAUUCAUAGAGACUUGAAAGCUAGCAAUAUACUGUUAGAUCAUGAAAUGAAUCCAAAAAUCUCAGACUUUGGACUUGCAAGAUCAUUUGGAGGAGACCAGGGGGAAGCAAAUACAGUUAGAGUUGUCGGAACUUAUGGAUACAUGGCUCCAGAAUAUGUUAUCGAAGGCUUGUUUUCCAUAAAGUCAGAUGUUUUCAGCUUUGGUGUUCUUUUGUUGGAGAUCAUCAGUGGACAAAGGAACAACAAAAAAUUCUACCUUUCAGAGCGUGGCCAAAGCCUUCUCACAUAUGCAUGGAACUUAUGGAGUGAAGGAAAAGGUUUAGAAUUGGUGGAUCCGUUGAUAGAAAACUCUUAUGUGCCUAGUGAAGUUUUGAAGUGUAUACAGAUUGGCCUAUUGUGUGUACAAGAUAAUGCAGCUGAUAGACCUACAAUGUCAAGUGUUGUUCACAUGCUCGGAAGCGACAACGUGACUCUUCCCAGUCCUAUAUGUCCAUCUUUUUCUGUUGUAAGGACUACAAGCACAAUUGAAAGAGGGACUUCAUCAAAUGCUUCUACCUCUGUCACUGUCAAUGAAUUAACCCUAUCCGAAGUGAUGCCUAGAUGAUCAAUAUAAAUGGACAUGUUUUGCUUCUUAGCUUUAUACA
Molecule: messenger RNA, 2014 nt
Organism: Trifolium pratense (red clover)
Lineage: Eukaryota; Viridiplantae; Streptophyta; Magnoliopsida; Fabales; Fabaceae
Product: cysteine-rich receptor-like protein kinase 10
Exons: 7
Coding region: 1-1974 (657 amino acids)
Biological process (GO): protein phosphorylation
Molecular function (GO): ATP binding; protein kinase activity
Source: RefSeq, a predicted model, not a curated record